AAUUAAAAUUGUUGUUGAUUUUUUAAGGUAAUAAUAGCAUUUGAAACCGGUUUUGUUCCACCAAAUAUCAAUUAUUCGUCGCCUCGGAAUGAUAUAGAUGCCUUGCUAAACGGAACUGUUUGUGUCGUCGAAGAACCAAUGCCACUUAAAAAUGGUUACAUAGGUAUUAGUUCUUUUGGUUUUGGGGGGGCUAACGCUCAUAUGCUAUUAAAGUGGAAUCAAAAACAAAAAGUUAAUAGCACACCAAAUGAUGAUUUGCCAAGACUUGUAAUAUUAUCUGGACGCACUAAAGAAUCAGUGAAAUUGUUUUUAAAUGACAUUGCUAAUCAUCAGAUAGAUGUAGAGUAUAUCCGUUUACUACACGACAUCCAUUCGGGCAAUAUAGACGGUCAUUCAUGGAGAGGGUAUAUCAUACUAAAUACUUCGCAACAAGAAUCAAUAAAAGAAAUUCAAAGUUGUAAAAAUGUGAAAAGACCUGUUUGCUUUAUAUUUUCAGCCUUAGGCUCGCAAUGGCCAGGAAUGGGUCGAAAUUUAUUGAAAUUUCAAAUCUUUACAAAUGCGAUAAGAAUGUGCGAUGUUGUUUUAAAACCAUAUGGUAUAAGUGUCACAAAUAUUUUGACAAAUACAGAAGAAAAAGUGUGCGAAAACGCGUUAUACGCGUUUCUUGGAAUUAUUGCUAUUCAGAUCGGUUUAGUAGAUCUCCUAACAUCCUUAGGAAUUACUCCGGAUUACAUGAUUAGUCAUUCUGCUGGUGAACUUGGCUGCGCAUAUGCAGAUAAAUGUCUUACCAUUGAACAAACUAUUUUAGCAGCAUACUUUAUUGGUUUAACGUGUGCCGAAGGAAAAUUAAUUUGUAGUUCUAUGGCAAUUGUCAGAUUUGAUUACAAAUGUCUUAAAAAUAUAUGUCCAGCGAAUAUUGAAAUAGUAUGCCGCAAUAGCGGGAACAGUAACAUUAUUAGUGGUCCCACAGAAUCCAUGCAAAAAUUUAUGAAAAAAUUACAGGUUAAUAAUAUUUAUGUGAAAGAGAUCCACUGUAACGCGCCGUAUCACAGUUCUUAUCUCUCAUCUGUGGAAUCUCAGCUUUUGUUUAAUUUAAACAAAAUAAUACCACAGCCAAAUAAGAGGAGUCCAAAAUGGAUCAGUACUUCCAUACCUCGUGCUGAAUGGCACACUUCAGCAUCAAAAUUAUCAUCGGCGGACUAUCAUACGUAUAGUAUAUUAAACAUUGUUCUCUUUGAACAAGCGAGGAAUUUAAUUCCAAAUAACGUUGUGACCAUCGAAAUCGCACCAGACGAUGUUCUGCAGCAUGUUUUGAAAGAAUCCUUGCAUCCAGAGGUUACGAACAUUUUAUUAAUUCGAAGCGCUGAACAAAACAAUAAUAUAAUUUUUCAAGGAAUUGGAAAGCUUUACAACUGUGGCUUACAGCCGCAGGUUGCCAAUUUGUAUCCGUCUAUAACAUUUCCAGUUAGUCGAGGAACUCCUAUGAUCUCCCCAUCGAUCAGAUGGGAUCAUUCUGAAGAUUGGUUUAUACUGACAGAUGAACAACGAAAAGUGAUAAAAUCCAGAGAAAGAUACGUUGAAAUCUUAAUUGACGAUGAAGAAUAUGAGUAUAUGAGCGGUCAUGUAAUUGAUGGAAGAAAUUUGCUACCCGCGACGGGUUAUCUUGCACUCGUGUGGCAAACUAUCGACAUGAUGAAAGAACGAAUAGUGCACACAACAGUACCGAUAAUAUUCCAAGAUGUAAAAUUUAUUCGUGCUACUCAUUUAUCAAGAAAUAAUGCUGUAGAAUUGAGGAUUGCGAUUCAGAAAGAUGGGAAGUUCGAAAUAACUGAAAGUGAUAGCGUUGUUGUGACAGGUACAGUAUACGAAACACCAAAUCCAAAACAGGAAAUGAUUCCGAUAGACCUAUUACCAGAAAACAACGAUGAGGAAGAACAUAUGAUCGCACGAGAUAUCUACAAAGAGUUGAAACUGCGUGGUUACCAGUACAGCGGCUUGUUUCGUGGAUUAAAGAGUGUAUCUGUUUCAGGCAAAAAAGGGCAUAUCAUUUGGAAAAACAAUUGGGUAACAUUUAUGGAUGUCAUGUUACAGAUGCGUAUCAUUGAUUAUGAUACUAGGGAUUUGUACGUUCCUACGAGUAUUCAGAAAUUGGUAAUUAAUCCCGAGCUUCAUGCAAUGAAGCUACGAGACGCUAACGACUUGGAAGCUACGCUGAAUAAAGAAAAACAAUUACCAAUACGAAUUUAUAAAGAGAUAGAUACGAUUAUAGCUGGCGGAGUAGAAAUUCGUGGUCUUAAAGCCUCUCAGAUCACUCGCCGAAAAUUAGUCCAAGAUGCAGUUAUUGAAGAACACUUAUUUGUAGCUCAUUGUGAUCGCACUAAGAUUUCUUUAAAUGAAGCGAUUCGGAUAUCGGCGCAACUCACGCUAGAAGAUCAUCAAAUUGUCAAAGUGAAAGUCAUUGAGCUAGUAGAAGAUGACGAUGAUAUUCCAUUAGAAUAUCUCUCAUCUUCAUUACUAAUUGAGGCAUUUAAUGAUAUGCCAUUGAUACAAACGAAUAUCACUCUAUUAACAUCGCCGAAUCGUUUCAAUCCAUCAGAUUUAUCACAAGACAUUUCAAUCGCAGAUUUAAACAAAGCGUCCAUAGAUGACAAAGCUUUAAUAGUUGCCGGAUUCAAUCUUCUGACCAAACGACAAACCUCAUUAGAGCGACUGUUGCCAUUUUUGAGAGAAGGUGGUUAUCUGUUGACGCGCGAGAAUUGCGACGUAACUGACUAUAAGAAAUACUUGCAGCAAUACGAAUUAAAUGUUAUUCUUGAAAAGCGCACAGAUAAAGAAAUAAUUGUGCUUCUGAAGAAGAAAGUUUUGAUAGAAAAAAGAACUGUUGUCUUUAUAAAUAAUAAUAAUUUCAAUUGGCUGGACGAUCUAAAGUCGCUUGUGAGCGAUAAGAACAAAGAGAAGAGUAGAAUUAUAAUUGUCGGUGAGAGAGAUUUUGAGUGCGGUUUGUUGGGUUUUGUGAAUUGCUUGAGAAAAGAACCAGGCGGAGAACUUGUUAGGAGUGUGUUUAUUCAAGAUAAGGAGGCUCCUAAAUUUUCUCUACAAGAUUCCUUCUAUUUACAACAGCUGCAAAAAGAUAUGACCAUUAACGUAUUGCGUUCUAAUAAGACCUGGGGAUCGUAUAGACAUUUAAGAUUAUCACAACCGGAAGUUGAACCUGUAUCUAGCGCUCAUGUCUGCCAAACGAUUUGUGGUGAUUUAAGCACAUUCUGUUGGAUAGAAAACAAUCGAUGCGUCGAAUCUCGACGUGAAGAUUUAGUGUAUGUGGUUUAUUCAUCACUCAAUUUCAAAGAUGUUAUGCUUGUGACUGGCAAAUUAGUAUUUAAUCAAGCGAUUUCACAAGGGCGGUUGUUUCAAUACAUGCCCUUUGGAUUGGAAUACGCAGGAUUCGAUGCCAACGGGCAACGAGUAAUGGGACUUCGUGACACUGGUUGUAUAGCAAACGUUGUUGUGAAAGAUAAAGACUUCUGUUGGAAAAUACCCGAUACGUGGACAUUCGAAGAGGCGGCGACGAUUCCAUGUGUUUACAGCACAGUUUAUUUACCAGCAGAAACAUCAGUAUUGUGUAUGGACAUAGAUGCUCAGUUUGCUAAGUCGGUGUCCAAAAAGUUCUGGGACAUUUGA
Messenger RNA from Wasmannia auropunctata (little fire ant), 3678 nucleotides. RefSeq names its product fatty acid synthase-like. Gene Ontology annotation, biological process: fatty acid biosynthetic process. Bases 139 to 3678 code for a protein of 1179 amino acids. The transcript has 12 exons. The record is from RefSeq and is a predicted model, not a curated record. Gene Ontology annotation, molecular function: oxidoreductase activity; fatty acid synthase activity. NCBI's taxonomy places the organism in Eukaryota, Metazoa, Arthropoda, Insecta, Hymenoptera, Formicidae.